AUGUCAAAAUCUGUAUUAUUACUCACUAUCGUCCUCUUACUCUCUGUCCAUGCUAUCAUGGCUGAUGACAUCCUCACUCGUUUCUCCGAGCAACAUCUCACUGCUUCUGAAUGCCCAUUGAUCAAAAACCAAUGGUUAUGUUACUUUUCUCAAUUAUGCACAUGGUAUUCGGGCAAAUGUCAUGCAAUUAGAGAUGCUGAACAGAAAUCAGAAGAAACAAUGCCAGAAGGAGACAUUCCAGAAGAAUUAACUCGUGAGAUUACAGAGCCAAAGGAACAAGACCAAGUUGGUGCUGAUUGGGGGUGUCCAUAUUUUAAGGAUCCAGCUGCCUGUUGGCUCCAAUGGCAUCAUUGUCACUGGCAAGGUGGCAAGGGCAUCUCUGUUGAUUGCAAACUGAUAAUCAUCAUAGCUUGCUUGGCAUCAAUUGAAUCACAAGACAACAUCAAGGUAAAAGAAGAAUGGGUAUUCAAGAAGAGAAGAGUUUAUCCAUAG
Cavenderia fasciculata is the source of this 492-nucleotide messenger RNA. RefSeq lists its product as uncharacterized. Lineage: Eukaryota; Evosea; Eumycetozoa; Acytosteliales; Cavenderiaceae. The transcript is spliced from 3 exons. The coding region runs from base 1 to 492 and encodes 163 amino acids. The record is from RefSeq and is a predicted model, not a curated record.